AUGAAUAACUCCAACAUCAGUAAUUCCGGUACCAAUGGUAACAAUAAUGGUGACGUAACGGCGAUGGACACUUGGGAGGAUCGGAGGAUAUCGAUAACUCUUCAAUAUGGUUCACUGAAGGAAGUGUUAGUUCUCGAGCGAUCUGAUAAUCCACAGCAAUUUGAAUCACUGUGUGAGCGCGCUAGACAAAUGGUUGAAAAGCAUUGUGAUGGUAAAUUAGCGAACGGCUGUGAGAUACAUUUGUUCAGACAUGAUUAUAACUCGCCAAACAUGCUCCAGCACUUGGCUUCUGUUACACAGCUGGAUAAUGGUUGCAACGUGGAAAUAAUUCUGAUAGAUCGCAAUGAACGACCGACACGUCCUCAUGUGCUUGCUGUUACGUCAUACAUGACUCCAACAUUUUGCGAUUAUUGCGGUGAAAUCCUGGUUGGCUUAAUCAAGCAGGGUUUGCAGUGUGCCAAAUGCCGAUGUAAUUUUCAUAAGAAAUGUGCAUUUGCGCCAAGGAAUAAUUGUGCCAAAGCAAUUCUGCCAAGUACGACAUCCACAGAUGAUCUUCGAUGCCAACAAGAUGCCUCAUUUGCAUUGCCGCAUACAUUGGCUGUACAUAAUUACAAGACACUGACCAUUUGUAAAGUGUGUGAUAAAAUGUUAAUUGGCCUGAUGAAACAAGGAUUGCGCUGCCGUGAUUGCAAGGUUAAUGUGCACAGGAAAUGCGCUUCAUUGUUACCGAUGAAUUGCCAGAUAUCAGAUGGCGCAAUAACGCCCUCAUUUGACCAUCUGAGUGUUGAUGAUGACACAUCGCUGUUCUCGACAGCAUACGACGAAGUCGGAACACAAGAAGAAAACGAUUCGAUGAUACCGCUUGCUCGGUUGCCAGGCCAAGCAUCAACGAGAAUCACUAGUCGACAACCAACAGUCGAAGGAUGGAUGAUCCAUUUCAUGCUUGAUCAACCGGAACGACGUCUUAGGCACUACUGGAUCCUUGCCGGCGGUGCUAUUAAUAUGUAUAAUGAAUAUAAUGAAGGUGUAAACCCACAUCGCAUUUAUCGGACAAUUCCACUUGGUAGUAUAACGGUUCUAACGCCCUAUAACGGACCGCCUGUACAUUCGAGCUUCCCCGCUCACUGUUUUGAAAUCCGCACCACAUCACAUAUGGUGUACUGCGUGGGUGAAAAUUUAGACGUGUAUGGUGCGCCUCCCUCGAAAGUGCCGCGUCACGCAAAUUUCAAAAGUAAUUCUAAUGCACAAAUGUGGUUUCAGGCUUUGCAACAGGCAUUACGACCACCACCAUCCAGAAAUGAUACGUCGAAUACAGAACCCGCGCUUCAAUUCACUGAGUUAUAUCAGAUUUUGGGUGAUAAAACGCUUGGAUCCGGACAGUUUGGUACAGUUUAUGCUGGCGUUCAUCGUCAAAGUGGACGUGAAGUUGCUGUAAAAGUGAUAGCAAAGGAUCGAUUUUCAAAAAAGUCAUCAGCCGGGGUGGAAACAUUGCGAAGUGAAGUAGCAAUCCUGCAAUCGAUUAGCCAUUGUGGCAUCAUCAAACUCGAAUCGAUGUUCGAAACAAAAGAUAAAAUUUUUGUGGUGAUGGAGAAGAUGAAUGGUGACAUGUUGGAAAUGAUUUUAAGUCAGGCUGCAGGCCGUCUGGAUGAACGAGUUACCAAAUUUUUGAUUAUGCAAAUUUUGUGCGCCUUACGAUAUUUACACUCGAAAGGAAUCGCACAUUGCGAUCUCAAACCCGAAAACGUUCUAUUAUCUGAUCUCGUCAAUGCUUUCCCUCAAACAAAACUAUGCGAUUUUGGCUAUGCUCGAUUUAUCGGUGAUGCUCAAUUCAGGAAAACGAUUGUUGGUACUCCGGCUUAUUUAGCCCCAGAAGUACUCCAAAAGCGAGGGUACAAUAAGUCACUCGAUAUGUGGUCUGUCGGUGUGAUAAUUUAUGUAACGUUAAGCGGUACGUUUCCGUUUAAUGAUGGCGAAGAAAUUGCUGAGCAAAUACAAAACGCUGCCUUUAUGUUUCCGACAGAGCCGUGGCAACAAAUCUCACGAGAAGCUAUCGAUCUGAUUCAGAGAUUACUUAAAGUAAAGAUCGAAGAACGUUUGUCAAUCGAUGAAUGCAUGAAGCAUGAAUGGCUGGGUGGAGCGCAAGUUUAUAUGGAUUUAAGGCGGCUUGAGUUGCAGUUGGGUGGAGAACGAUAUCUGACGAAUGCGGAAGACGACACCCGCUAUGCUCACUUCUUGGCAGCCCAAGGCCUUAUUCCUCAGCAUCUUUCUCCGUCCUUGAUUUAA
Acanthocheilonema viteae is the source of this 2283-nucleotide messenger RNA. The record is from the annotation of a GenBank genome assembly. Lineage: Eukaryota; Metazoa; Nematoda; Chromadorea; Rhabditida; Onchocercidae.